AGAUACUCAAUUGACAGAAACACAGACCUGGAGAGAUAUUUCAAUAUCGAUGCCAACAGUGGAAUUAUUACUACUGCCAAAUCAUUGGAUCGAGAGACAAAUCCUGUUCAUAACAUUACAGUCCUCGCAAUGGAGAGCCAGAAUCCAUCCCAGGUGGGGAGAGGCUAUGUGGCCAUCACUAUACUGGAUAUUAAUGACAAUGCUCCAGAGUUUGCCAUGGACUAUGAAACCACUGUCUGUGAAAAUGCUCAGCCAGGGCAGGUUAUCCAGAAAAUCAGUGCAAUAGAUAAAGACGAGCCAUCUAAUGGACACCAGUUUUACUUCAGCUUAACAACAGAUAUGACAAAUAACCUUAACUUCUCAUUGAAAGAUAACAAAGACAAUACAGCCUCAAUACUAACCAGGAGAAAUGGCUUCCGCAGACAGGAACAGUCAGUUUAUUAUCUGCCGAUUUUCAUCGUGGACAACGGAUCUCCUUCACUAAGCAGUACGAACACACUUACCAUCCGUGUCUGCGACUGUGAUGCUGAUGGCAUAGCGCAGACCUGCAAUGCAGAGGCCUAUGUUCUACCCGCUGGCCUCAGUACUGGGGCCCUGAUCGCCAUACUGGCCUGUGUCCUGACACUGUUGGUGUUGAUCCUCCUCAUUGUCACUAUGAAAAGACGAAAAAAAGAGCCUCUCAUUUUUGAUGAGGAGAGGGAUAUUAGAGAAAACAUCGUCAGAUAUGAUGAUGAAGGCGGGGGAGAAGAAGACACAGAAGCUUUUGAUAUGGCUGCACUGAGAAACCUCAAUGUUGUAAGAGACACCAAAACUCGGAGAGAUGUGACUCCUGAAAUUCAGUUCUUGAGUCGACCGACUUUUAAAAACAUCCCAGAUAAUGUCAUUUUUAGGGAAUUUAUUUGGGAAAGACUAAAGGAAGCUGAUGUGGAUCCAGGGGCACCACCAUAUGACUCACUUCAGACUUAUGCAUUUGAAGGAAAUGGCUCAGUAGCUGAAUCUCUCAGUUCUUUAGAUUCUAACAGCUCGAACUCUGAUCAGAAUUAUGACUACCUUAGUGACUGGGGUCCUCGCUUUAAACGACUGGCUGAAAUGUAUGGAAAUGGCCAAGAGAGUUUGUACUCAUAGCCUUGGAUCCUAAUUUGGAAUGUACUGAAGAAAAAGGCAGCAGAAAAAAAUUCAAAAGGGAAAGGAAAGUGGAAAAUACUACAUACAGUAAACAGGAAUUCCACUUGUGGGACAAAAAGAGGUUGUAAAUAUGUUUCCAUUUUUAACUGUUAAGGCCUUGGUGAAGCAUUCACUAGGUUAUCCAAGGGAUUUCACUGACCACAGACUCUGACCACUUUUAGCUGUGUUUUUCCUUUGUUUGUUUGUGGUUCCAUAAAAAGAAAUACUUAGUAGAUCGUGGAUAGGUAGCAACUCUCCUAUACCUAAAAAGGCAUCUAACAUGCCUGAAAAAGUAAUGUCCUGUGUUGUCAGGGAGCCAAAGGCACCUGGCUCUAACUUUCAUGAUAUCCUAUUCAAGAAAAAUAGAGUCCAGUGCACCAUUCAAAAAGUCCUAGAACUUCUUGCCUAUCAAAACUUGGAAGAAUUUAAUUUCUACUGGAGAUUUUAAGAUUGCUAUAAAAAGAUAGAGUUCAAAAGAAUGUUAUCACUGUUGGCACACAGAAAUAUUUUAUUUUAUUUACCAAUAUUUAAAAUCUUAUAAUAACUUCCCUAAGUGAAAAACAAUAAAAAUCAAUAAUUUAAUAUAGCAUAAGUCAUUGUUUUACCAAUAUACUAUGUGCAGUGUUCCAAGUAAGAAAAAGGUAAAUGAGUCGCCAAGUUUAAGUAGUUUUGAAACACUCAUGUAUGUAAGAUUUAAAUCAGUAGUUGCUGUCUAUUUGUUAAUUUUUAUUAUCUUCUAAUUUGUACAGGAGAAUAUAUUUUUAUUGGAAAUAUAGUGUUGUGUUUAUUUUGGAGCUUUAGUCACUACUCAGUUCAUAUUUAUCUUACUGCCUCAUGGUAUUAAGCUCAUGUGCACGUGCUGACUUUUCUGCAGCUUGAACUACAGGAAGGUCAUGAAGCAUGGAAAUGGAGAGACAAAACACAGCAGUUGAACAUCAUUGCUAAACACAUCUCAAAGUAAAACACGGCUCCAAGGACGUACAUAUUGUCUUUCUGACCCACUAAAGUGUACAAAACUGUGAGAACAAAGUAUUUGAAUUUCAGUAAGACUUGGGGAAUAUUGAAUUUUUCUUUGACAUAGAUACCAGUUUCCAAAAUCAACAGUUCUGUAUGCUUCAAAGACUUUCAAGGACCCAGCCUUCUUUGCUGUAAACACAUUAAGUAAAAGACUGAAAUUUAAGUAUAUUUUACAAAGUAUGAUGUUAUACAUUUCAACCCAUUGUGUCAUGCAAGCACUGAAUGAUGUGUAAGUUCUCUAGUUGUUUAGAUGUACCGAAAUGAAAAGAGAACAAUUUCUAGUAAUCAUGUGUAUUUAAGCUUGAGAUGGAUGUCUCAAAAUCAAAUGUCUUUUUUACACAAAAUAUUUCUACAUAUUUUUCCUAGAUUAACCCUAGUUCGUUGUGCACAUAAUCAAGUAAGAAUGAAUUUUUUUUUCUUACUUUUUUGUUCCAAAGUUAGCUAAUUGUUCAGUUCAGAAUAAGCAUAUAGAUUGUGAACACUAUGUAUGAAUUGUGUGCUAAAAGUCCUCCUUUGGAGACAGAGAAAUCAGAACUAUUCUGUUGAUUAAAUGAGGAGAAGCUAUAUAAGAUGCUGUAACUUGCAGUCCACAAUUAAAACUGGGGUAUGUGAAAGUGGCCUUCAGCUUCAUAAUCUCAACAAUUCAAUAAAUUUGUUAAUCAUAUACAGUCCUUAAAUUGAAUAAGUUAUUUAGACAUUGUUCCAUGACUAGACUGCUAUAUUUUCUGCUGUAUUCAGAGGCUUAGGUAUAAAGUUUUACAAGAGAGGCAAAUAUCCUGUUUAUAACUCUUAGACAGACCUGAAAUUUCUUCAAAUUAAACCAAAUAUGCCUUCCUAGUUUAAUAAAUUCAUAUUUGGUGCAUGAACUAUGUAAAUGCUGAGUCUGCAAAAUACUGAAAAAAUAGUUCAUAACAUGACCCUCAUAUCUGAAAGACCAUGAGAUAUUUACUGCAGUGGGUAGUGGUGUCAAAACUGCUGAUUUUCAUAUAUAUGACCAAAUAAUAUUGUAGUAAAUUUCAGCUAAAGGAACCUCUUUUUCUGACACAGAUUUUCUGACCUUGAAAUUUGAAUGGAUUUUACCUUUUGCUAGUGGUAGCUCAAGGAAAGGAUGGUUUAUUUUGACUACUGGUUUGACAUUCUUUGUAUCUAUCACAAUAUUGUUUCAUUUAUAUUGUAGUUUAUGAAAUUGCUAAAAAGAGAUUGGCAAAUGUCCUUAUUAUCAGUACAACUUACAUGAUACACACAAAUUUUAACAGCAAUGGGGACAGGACUGUUAUUAUGUUAGCUUGCAUUUAUGUUAUAAAAUUUAAUAGUAUAUCUGACAUAAUAAUACAUUAGAGUUAAGAGAUUGCAUCAGUUGACUGAAGAGAUGAAUUAUCACACAAAUUUAGGGAUUUCCCAAAUUGUAUUUCAACACAUAUUUAUUAUUUUGUGAUUUAUCAUUGUACUUUAAACAGAUGUCUCUCAAGAACCAUUAUAUACCUUAUUCUCAAAAUUUACUUACAUUAAUAUGAUUUUCAUGAGUUUGAUAUCUGCAUAAUAUGAAAACUUGGGCAAUUCAGAUAAUGAUAUAUUAUCUGCUAAAAAGAUUUUAUUGGCUGUCUGCAAAUUUCCCCUUUGUUUCCUUUUAUUUUUGAAACCUGGUCCUGUCUAUACCACAGGGUUGCCUCAUACCUAUAGCAAUUCUCUUUUGUCAAUCUCUAUGCUACCUGAAUUAACGUGUUCCAGGAACACACUUGACUUCCAUAUCCUAAAAUAAUCCAUCACACCAUAACUCAUCAUUAUUGAUAUAUUUUUGAAUAAUAUCAAAUAGUGAUUUUAAAAGAUCUGCUAAAUUCUAUUCUUAAUCAAAGAUGUACCAUCAAGAGUAAUUGUGGUACAAAGGGACCAAACACUUCCUUGUAAGAAUCGAUGUUUCAAAAACUUGUAGUUUAAAAGACUAGGGCAGUAACUCAUAUGUUUAAACAUCUCCCAUUUGUACAUCACAGUAAUUCAUUGUCUUCAGUUAAAUGUUUAUUUUGAACAGUUUGAUUUCUUUAAAAUCUAAGUUUAUUUUUAUUGCUAUGUACAUCGAAAAAAUGCACAUUUAAUUCAGAGACCUUCCUGAAUUAAAAUUUUGGGAUAAUUUAAAAAAUUAUAAUUAUAAUUAAAAAAAUAUAAACUACACAUUGUCAGCAACAAACCAAAAUCAAGAAUAAUUUCACAUACAAAGAAAUUGACAGGCGGGAGCUGUCAGUGUACAGUAUCAGAACCGUGUAUCAAUAAUCAAUGUACUCAAUGGACCUGGACUCUUUGCUAUAAACAUCUCCUGAGACAAAUUAAGUUGGGUCUGGAUGCAAGAAUGGGCAGGGCAUACAAACAUUGUUAUUGAUAUGGAUAUGAUGGUUCUACCCUCCAUAAACAUUUUUAAUUACCCUAAUUCUGAGCAUGUUUAAUCCAUAGUUUCCUUGGUAAUAUGGUAAAAGUGUUAAAGAUACAAUCAACAUCUGUCACAUGAUCCAUGAGGAAAAAUAGAAAUGCCAAUGCAGUACUCAAAUGGUGACCUGAGAGAAACUGAAAAUAAGCUGUGUAAUACAUUAUGAGAGAAAAAAUGUUUUGUUUUAACAUUUUAAACACUCUAAGCACUAGCAGGUAAUAUUAAUCAUGUUUUCAAAUUAAACCUUUCAUCUGUUGACUUACACAAUAUUUUAAUUGCUCAAUUGUAUUAUUCAAUAACUAUUUACAUGUUUAUUUAUAGUUAAUCUAAAUUUAAUUAUAGUUGAUAAACACUUCAUCUUAACUCUUUCAGGUCAGAGACAGCUGAAGGCAAGAAAACGACAUGGUAAUUAGUACAUGAGUUCAUCUACUUUGUGUUAGUCUACACAUAAUAUGAUCUUAAUGAACAGACUAAAUUAUUCAUAAUAAAUGGUGAGCACAUGUAAAACAGUACAUAAAAUGUUGACAGGUGAAUUUAAUACAGUCUUGUGUGGUAAGUAAAUAUAAUUGAUCAAAAUUGA
Rattus rattus (black rat) is the source of this 5177-nucleotide messenger RNA. RefSeq names its product cadherin-7-like. The transcript is spliced from 5 exons. Gene Ontology annotation, biological process: adherens junction organization; calcium-dependent cell-cell adhesion; cell morphogenesis. The annotation marks the transcript as partial. Gene Ontology annotation, molecular function: calcium ion binding; cadherin binding. NCBI's taxonomy places the organism in Eukaryota, Metazoa, Chordata, Mammalia, Rodentia, Muridae. Gene Ontology annotation, cellular component: adherens junction; plasma membrane; catenin complex. The record is from RefSeq and is a predicted model, not a curated record.